Schistocerca gregaria is the source of this 2568-nucleotide messenger RNA. RefSeq lists its product as uncharacterized. The record is from RefSeq and is a predicted model, not a curated record. Bases 1 to 2568 code for a protein of 855 amino acids. Lineage: Eukaryota; Metazoa; Arthropoda; Insecta; Orthoptera; Acrididae. Gene Ontology annotation, molecular function: ATP binding; protein serine/threonine kinase activity. Gene Ontology annotation, biological process: peptidyl-serine phosphorylation; intracellular signal transduction. The transcript has a single exon.
AUGUUCGACAUCAAGAAGACGUUCAAGUGCUUUGGGUUGAAGGCUCCUGGGUCCAGGUUUAGGCAGUUGGAGGCGGACGAGGCGACGCUGGACGUCCGAGACCUGGCGGCGGGCGAGUCCGCGGAGCAGUCGCGAGUGCCGAGGUCGGCGUUGGGCUGUUUUUUGCAGAAAAUGAAGCGUGGCUCUUCUUUGACAGGUUUUCAGAAAAAGGGCCUCUCGCGCCGCCGGAGCGGUCGCGCCUUGUCCGAGGCGACGAGGGGCGCGCUGGACUUGGACACGCGCCCCGCGGACGACCGCGAGGGGUGCGCGCGGUCGGCCAAGAUCCGGAGGGCCGAGCGCGCCGGCGAGCUGAAGAAGACGACGGCGAAGACGCCGCCGAGCGCGACUCGCGCUCGGACUCGGAAGGGCAGCGGGAAGCGACGAACGGGGGAGGCGCGGUCGCCGCCCGACCGGGAGCACGAGCCGGCGACCGAGCCCGGAAGCGGCCCCCGGGCGUCGUCGAGGGGGAGGGGGAGUCCCGACGGCGCCGAGGGGGCGCUCUUGCGGAAGUCUAAGGAAAAGGGGCGAGACGGAGGAGAAAGCAGGAAAAAAGCGGCAAAAUGCGGUCCGACGGGGAGAUCGCGUCGUCCGAACGGACUGCCGCCCACCGCGGAGAAGGGCGGCGGGAGCGAGAACGCGGUGCUCGCGCGUGCGGAUCAAGACGUGACGGUGACACGGGUUGCGAGGGGCGACGAGCGCCACAAAAAGAGCAGAAGGUACGCGAAGAAGAUCAUCGGCAAGCUGAGUCCGACUCUCGUCCUGCUGCUUCAACGGGCACUCGAGGGGACGCCUCAAGUAAGGAGGACGCGCGAGGCGGCGCCGGACGGCGCACGGUUGCGGCUCGUGCUGUCCACGACGGCCGGACGAACGCGGCGCUCAGUCACGAACGCGAUCGCGAGUUUUUUGGACUGUUACGUCAGAAAACGGCUCGCGAUGCACGCGCUCUGUCCCCCCCUCGCCACGGCGGAGGACCAGCCGCGACCCGCUCCGCUGCGACGGCAUUCCGCACCAAGGGCGCUCGGCGCGGAGCGGUGCUUGCCGAGGAAGAGACCCACCACCCCCAAAACGCCGCCGGUGAAGAGCGCAGACGCGGCGGAACGCGCGAACCACCACUCCCGCUCAAAAACUCGAACCCCCGUCGAGGUCCGCUGGACGAAGAGCGCGUCCAAAUGCCGGCGGCAAUCUACCAGCGCGCUCAAGAGACCGCCGACGCCCACGUCCAUCUCCCCCCCUAAGGUCGGCCUCAGCGACUUCAGGAUCAUCAAACUGAUCGGCAAGGGCGGCUUCGGCGAAGUCUACCUCGCAGAGUACAUACGCAGCAAGAAGAUGAUGGCUCUGAAAGUGCUGGACAAAAGACUCUCGGUGGCCAAGAAAAAGCAACAACUCUUCAACGAACACGCGGUCCUCUCCAAGAGCUGUCAAACGCCGUUUCUGCUGAGCCUCUACUACUCGUUCGAGUCGGAGCACUACGUCUACUUCGCCAUGAAGUACUGUCCGGGCGGCGACCUGAGAACGCUCCUCAACGUCGUGGGCGCCCUAGACGAACAAGACGCUCGGUUGUACAUGGCCGAGGUCAUCUACAGCGUCGACGCUCUGCACAAGCUGGGAUACAUCCACCGCGACCUGAAACCGGACAACUUCCUCAUCGACAAAAACGGCCACCUCGUACUCGCGGACUUCGGCCUCUCGAAGGAAAACCCGCAGCCCUACUACGGCGCCAACUUGACGCCGCACUUCAAGCGUGAUGACCACUCGGCCACGAGCAGCAUCCUGUUGGGCGAACAGCAACUUGACGUGUUGAACACGGACAACCUUUACUCGAAAUUCAAGCGCACCAGAACCGCCGCCGCCUCUGCGCAAUCGACCUCCAACGCAGACCCCGUCGCGCCACGCGGCCCGGACUCGGCGCCCACCCAUCACCCAGCGCUGGCAAAGACGCCCCCACCUCACACUCCGCCUCCGGCGACCAGCUCGCCAUCCGGAAAAUAUCACCGCGACUCGACCCCGCGCAAAUCCCCCCUCUCCCCCAACCCACUCACUCCGCAGCAAAGGAGAGUCAUGGCCUACUCAAUCGUCGGCUCUCCAGACUACAUGUCUCCCGAAGUCCUAGCCAAAAACGGCUACGGCUGCGAAAUCGACUGGUGGAGCAUCGGCUGCCUGUUCUUCGAACUCACCAUGGGCGUCCCACCCUUCUUCGCCGACACGGUCGAAGGCGUCUUCUACAACAUCGGCCACUGGGAAACCAAACUCCCAGAAGUUCUAAGGCAGUGCGACCAAUCUCUGUCUCCAGAGUCUCUCGACCUCAUCACCAUCCUGCUGUGCAAGUUCGAGUCUCGCGCAAAGCUCAGGGGCAUCGAGAACUUCAAGCACCACCCCUACUUCAAAAACAUCUCAUGGGACAACCUCUACUCCCACACGCCACCAUUCGUCCCAAUCCUCAGGGACAUCGAAGACACGUCGUACUUCCAACCAAUGACAAUCAAAGAACAAAAAAUGAUACCCGUCGAUCUGCUGUCGAGGAGAAGCUGA